This is a messenger RNA of Helobdella robusta, 3107 nucleotides long. RefSeq lists its product as hypothetical. Gene Ontology annotation, molecular function: ubiquitin-protein transferase activity; SUMO ligase activity; zinc ion binding. The transcript has 16 exons. Lineage: Eukaryota; Metazoa; Annelida; Clitellata; Rhynchobdellida; Glossiphoniidae. Gene Ontology annotation, biological process: protein sumoylation; double-strand break repair via homologous recombination; protein ubiquitination. The coding region runs from base 117 to 2594 and encodes 825 amino acids. Gene Ontology annotation, cellular component: Smc5-Smc6 complex; nucleus. The record is from RefSeq and is a predicted model, not a curated record.
AGAAUAAUCGCCCCACAAUUUCAAACAGCCAUUUUGAAAAAUGGUCGCCUUUUGAAAAACAGCUCCCAGCUUUAAGUCAAAAUUGCAAAUACAAUAAAUUUAAUAUCAAUUAUCAGAUGCAAGUGCAGACAAGUCAUUACAGCAUGGACCCCAAGAGGAUUAGGUUGGACGUUAACCAGGCACAGGCGGCCAGGUCGAUCAUCUCGUCUCAGCACGGAAACGGUGCAAUCGUUACACCUGAUACUUUGUUCGUCAACGUCAACAACCAGGCCUUUCCCAUUCUUGGCUCAAGCAGCAAUGGCACUUCGAACCUAACAUCAACAACAAUGCAGUCUCUAAAUAAUAUAAACAACUCAACCACAUCGAGACAACACUUUGCAUCAUCUGUGCCAACAUUACGGUUGAAAAACAUCACUGAAAUAUCUGCUGAACAACAGAGGUUAAUGAACAGCAACAGUAGCAGACAAGCAUUAAACAACAUAACUUUAAAAAACCAAUUGUUGAACAUACCAAUAUCCACCACUACUCCAAAAUGCACAUCUGUAUCUGUAGCUAGGGCAGUGUCAAUUGCCCCAAACAUUUCUGUUUCCAAAGCUGUACAGCAAGCUGUGGUUUUACCAACAUAUAAUUUGCAACCUCCCCCACCACCAUUUUCUAAUAAUGUGGCCCGUUUGUCAUCGAGCAAUUUGAUGCCCCCAUCUGGGUUCACAUAUGCAGGACCCGGUCAGUCGGUUUCUAUUCCUGCCCUACAAAUUCGAAUUGGGUCAAAAAAAUACAAACCUGUUUCUAAUGUUACUUUCAAGGAUGAUGGAAUUCUGUUCACUUUGAAAGAUUAUACUUAUGCCCCUGUCCUACUGAAUGCUCGAGCCAUUGUAAAAUGCAAGGCCAAUCUGAGCACAUUCAGUUAUCCUGCUCUCUUCCUCUUCCUUGAGUCAUCCUGUAUGAGACAGAUCAGAAGCAUCUUCAACAUCACCCACAAAGAGUUCAAUCUUAGUAGCCCUGUUGAGCUGAAGCAGUGCAUCACAAUAUUUCCACUGUUCGGGGUGGAUGGAAAGUCGCAGAGCCAGCAAGUCAUGCAGAGCAUAAAAAUGUCUUUUGGCGCCAUGCUUAAAAGGUAUCCAAGAAGUUGUCCUAUCUUGGAGGAGAUAUCUAAUGACCAGGUCAUCGACAUACUUCUGAUGAAUCAAGUCGAUAAACCGGACAACCCUGAUCCCUCUGCUACUACCACUGCUGUCGCCGCUGCUGCCACCACAACAGCUUCAGUCACCACUAAUGCUAAUGCUAACAGCAGUAACAGUAAUAAUAAUAACGUCAUUAAUGUUAGUAAUAAUGAUAACAGUAGCCAUGGUAACAAUAAUGGUAAUGGUAAUACCGCUAAUGGCGAUGUCACACAUGUUUCCAAUCAGGCUAGUGAUAAUCGAAAUAGCAAUGUACCUAAUGCUGAAUACCAUCAUCUUGCGAAAUCUAAUAAUCAGCCAUCAACAGCCAGUCAGCAACAACAGCAGCAGCAACUGCCUGUAAUAAAUGCCAAUCAAGCCGGUAUUCCAGCUGGUGCCGCUACCCUAGUCAUCCCCAAUGAUCAGACCGAGUGGCAAAAUAUGCAAAAAAACCUAAUGGUGGGCGGAUUGUAUCAUGCACAGGUUCCCUCAGGUCAGAGGAAGUACUGUCUGUGGAAUGGUACUCAGCUGGUUCCUUGUCUGGUUCAAAACACGGAGGUACAGCUGGCUUGCAGUCAUUUAAGAUUUGGCUUGUGUCUGAUCAGCUGUGUUGGUCAGGUGAGAAUUCGAUCUGACCAAUCAUGUGGCAUCUACUUCACAGUCAGAGGAAAGGAUGGCAAGCUGGCAGAGGUCUCCUUAUCUUAUUCAGAUAUUGUCAACUGCCAAUUACUCAGUAGUCAGAAGUCGGCAGCCAUCGUUCUUUCGCUGAGUGUCGGCAUGGUCGAGAAGUUGAGAGAUCAAUUGAAAAUUGGCUCUGACGCUGGUGGUCCUCUCUUUGCCCCAAACAUCACAGCCAGGAAGUACCUGAUCAUCUUCCUGUCUGACAUCAACAAAGAUCAAGAAGAAGCCAUGGUAAAUAUGAAGUCAAACCUACCAAAUGGGAAUAAAAAAAAAACUCAAAUGUUUCCUAAACUCGAUGACAGAACGGCCAUAUCAAGUCUCAUUGAAAUUGCCUGCAACAUGACACCAGAUGAUGCCAAAGAAAUUAUGACAAAAUAUUCUCUUAAAACCCAAGAUAACUUAGAUAAAUUGUUUCAGCUGAUAUCCACAAAAGAACUAAUCAUCGACCCAUCCGAAUUCAGUGAUGCCAGUCUCGUUGAUGAUGACGACGACGACAUCAUUAUGACGUCAGAGGAACUUGGUGUCAAAUGUCCUUACACUCAAAAAGUCAUGGAGGAACCUGUUAAGAAUACAAAAUGUGGUCACAACUACGAGAAAAAGGCCAUUCUCGAGUUCAUCAAUAACAAGAAGGGUAACGCCAAAUGCCCAUACGCUGGAUGUGGCAAUAGAGAACCUUUGAAAGUAGAAGAUUUGGAAGAUAACUUAACUUUAAAAGAAUAUAUAACUAAUCUUAAUAACAGUCCAAAUAAGACAUAGCAUUUAAAAUAAAUUAGUUCAGAGCGUCAAAAAUGCAUAUUUGUAUAUACAAGUGUGUACAUAUAGUUGUUUCUGACUGUUUGUAUGCAUGCGAUGCUUGACUGUUGGGGAGUGGGGUGUGUGCCGCUGAGAUUAUAAUUGUAACAAACCAUACCUUGGCGGUACACACUGAACUGGAGCGUUAUUUUUGUUGUAUCAUGUUGAUAUCAAACUUAUAUAUCCAAGACUGAAUGGUAGGUAGGUAGGGGAUGUGUGGUGAAGUUUUGUCUUGAUGCAUAUAUGUUUAGUAGUUAUAUGUAUAUUGCUUGAUGGAUGUAAGGAAGAGUAUAAAUGUUUGACUUGAGCGGGGUGUUUGUUGUAUGCAGACUCUAGCCUCUAAAUUGAUAGAUGUGAUGUUUUUCAAUUUAAUAUUUUGUUUCACAUUUCUAUUAUUGUAUAUUUGUUUGUAUGAAAAAGAUUUAUUGGAAGAGUUAAUUGUUAUCAAUAAAAUGUAGAAUAUAUGCUAUUACACCG